This is a messenger RNA of Toxoplasma gondii ME49, 1222 nucleotides long. RefSeq names its product Prp31-15.5k-U4 Snrna Complex family protein. The record is from RefSeq and is a predicted model, not a curated record. The transcript is spliced from 3 exons. The coding region runs from base 346 to 894 and encodes 182 amino acids. Gene Ontology annotation, biological process: ribosome biogenesis; mRNA splicing, via spliceosome; maturation of SSU-rRNA. Gene Ontology annotation, cellular component: nucleolus; box C/D methylation guide snoRNP complex; U4/U6 x U5 tri-snRNP complex. Gene Ontology annotation, molecular function: RNA binding. NCBI's taxonomy places the organism in Eukaryota, Apicomplexa, Conoidasida, Eucoccidiorida, Sarcocystidae.
GUCUUUCUGUGUCAAAAGAAAAUUUUCAGCUGCGAUGAUAGCGCCGACUACCGUGACUUGCGCUUUGAGCCGCUGCUAACAGCAAAGACUCCGCUUUGUAGCAUCGCUUUUUCUUCGCGGCCGUCCGGCGUCCUGUACGUACAUCCCCACAGCUCGUUACGGACCAGUGAGUUUCCGCAGGACGCGGCCUAGUCUUUUUUUUUGCUGCGGGGACAACCGUUGUUUGUUUCCAGAACCCAGUAACACGGUGUCCUGAGAGCAGGGUUUCCAACAGUUGCUUUCUUCGCGACGUUCCUACCCACUGCCGACUGCUCUGGCGGCGAGGGAGCUCUGGCGUUUCUUCGCAUGUGUCGAUUGUCAACGGGUUCUCCGCUGACCCUCUCUGUUGGGAUUUGGUUCUUGCUUGCGUGCAGGUGGAUUUCCAAGUCACUGGGUUGUUCAGGCAGAUUCGAUUUUUUCAGGGAGAAACAUUCGCAAAUCUGUAUCGCGCUUUUCAAGAUGUCGGGCGAGAACGACGGAGACGUGAGCUCGAAAGCGUACCCGCUCGCUUCGCUUGAGGUGACAAACCAAAUUUUGGAUAUCGUGCAGCAGGCCUGCAGCUACAAGCAGCUGAGAAAAGGAGCCAAUGAAGCAACAAAGACUCUGAACAGAGGAACUGCUGAGAUCGUCAUUCUGGCGGCGGACGCAGAGCCCCUGGAAAUUCUGCUGCACCUUCCGCUGCUCUGUGAAGACAAGAACGUCCCGUAUGUUUUCGUCAGGAGCAAGGUUGCUCUUGGGCGCGCUUGUGGAGUUUCUCGCCCUGUCAUUUCGUGCUCCAUCACCAACAAAGAAGGUUCCGCGCUGAACCCGCAGAUUGCAGAGCUCAAGAACAUCAUUGAAAUGAUGCUCAUCUAGAAAGAGGGAUCGAAAUGUGUUCACCUCCAGCUUUGUGACCAGAAAGGAGGCGGCCAGUCGAAUUCUGGCUAUCUAUGUGUCUUCUUUUUUGACAGGGCCGCUAGCGACGCUCUCCGAUGAGGUUUGAUAUUUAGGUGCGUGCGUUCGCACCGAUACUGGCAUGUGUGUGUGGAUCCGAUUGUGCUCGGCGUUCGAACGCGAAUGCACUUGAGCCGCCUUGCACUGGUUUCUCAUCCUCUGUGUGGGUAGCCUGUUGAACGCGUACGAAGACAGUAAUGCUUGGCCAAAACGAUGCGAGAAAGCUUUUGUUCAAUAGGUGGUAUUGUUC